GCUUGUAGGUUGUUUUGGGAGUGUUGGCUGCACGUGGGGCCACGAGGUAAAUCAGUUGGAGAAGAAAUUCGGGAGAGUCAGCUUGUGUUUAUUAUUUUUUAUUUUAUGACAAUUGCAAAAAGGUGUGACACCAUCCAGUGACGACAUGUCAGCGGCAGGUCAGACGAGUGGGAGCCGGGAUAUACCAGCCGUCAGGCGGGUUGCCGUCCUCGAGGCUGCUCACAUGCCCCAGGAAUACUCCACCACUCCCGGGGGAACCGUGUUCAGCACUACGCCUGGAGGAACUCGAAUCAUCUACGACAGGAAAUUCCUAUUGCAGCGUCGGAACUCUCCUCUGACUCGCACUCCUCCAAAACUUCCUGACAUACCAGGAGUCACCAGCCCACUCAAACAGGAGUCGAACCAGCCGGGAGCGACUGAGAGCAGUGACGCUGAGCAACAUAGCUUGCAUGCUGAGAGUGCAGGAGAUGACGCCCAGUUUGAGAUGGACAUUUGAAGAGGAUUAAAACAAUUCCUUACCAAUGCUUGUUGCUAGUACAGAUGAUUUUUACAUAAGUUGAAUCAAAACCUUAGACCAGGGGUGGGCAUACUACGCGGCUCACCAAGCGUUUGAAUCCGGCCCGCCGGUUGCUUUCUAAGUAUUUCAACUUUUAACAUCCAAACGGGCAACAUAACUUACAAGUCAGAUGUCUUAUUUAGUAAAAAAAAAAAAAAAAAAAAACACAACAAAACUGUAAAAUGAAAUUAUAUAGUUUGAUGUGGCCUGAUGUUUAAAGUGCUCCUGAAAAAACACGCGACAUGCGAACAUACUGAUAGUAUAACACUUUUACAGAUGAAAUUAGGCAAAUAAUUCAAGGAAAAUUAUAAACAUAAAAUAGUGUGUGUGUGUUAAAAUAUGUUCUGCCCCCCCGGACAAUUCUGUUAACUCAAUGCGGCCCAUGAGUCAAAAUGUUUGCCCACCUCUGCCUUAGACUGUAGGCUGUCUAAUCAGGUUUCCUAAAGGGAAAUUAUAUUUUUAUUGAAUGAAUGAAUGAAUGUGCCUCAAUUAUGACCUGCCUUAGAAACUGUGACAUGUUAGAUAAAGAAGCUGUUUAACGUGAUGUAACAGCAUAUACUGUACGAUGAGAAUAUGACGUCAUUGUGUUAAGUGCUGUUAGCGAAUGUUCACUACAUACAAAUUUGAUGUUUUUUUUGCAUGGAUAUCAUAUUUUGUAACUUGCUAACUCGCUCGUGGCAUUGGUUUUAUAUAUUUAUAAUACAAUCUUCAGUAUUCUGAGUGUAAAAUAAACUUCAUCAGUGGAGAUUCAAUCAGUCCCUUUCUUCAGGCUUUCUGAUUGGUCUCCAGCAAUCUGCCGGCCAUUCAGCUUUGACUUUGAAAUAAAUGACUGUAUCUGA
This is a messenger RNA of Doryrhamphus excisus (bluestripe pipefish), 1395 nucleotides long. RefSeq names its product eukaryotic translation initiation factor 4E-binding protein 2-like. Gene Ontology annotation, biological process: negative regulation of translational initiation. Gene Ontology annotation, cellular component: cytoplasm. The record is from RefSeq and is a predicted model, not a curated record. NCBI's taxonomy places the organism in Eukaryota, Metazoa, Chordata, Actinopteri, Syngnathiformes, Syngnathidae. Gene Ontology annotation, molecular function: eukaryotic initiation factor 4E binding.